Molecule: messenger RNA, 858 nt
Organism: Mesocricetus auratus (golden hamster)
Lineage: Eukaryota; Metazoa; Chordata; Mammalia; Rodentia; Cricetidae
Product: cytochrome c oxidase subunit 4 isoform 1, mitochondrial
Exons: 6
Coding region: 260-769 (169 amino acids)
Biological process (GO): mitochondrial electron transport, cytochrome c to oxygen
Source: RefSeq, a predicted model, not a curated record
GGGCGGGGCUUCCUCGAUCCCGCGGUGCUCCGCGGCACCAUCUUGUUCUUCCGGUGCUGGUCCUACUCUUCCGGUCGCGAGCAGCCGGGAUAGAGGGCGGUCGCGGCGGUCGCUAGGGCAGCAGUGGCAGGUCCCCACUGGCUGUUGGUCCCCGGCCUGGCCCGUACCUGGGGCUCCCGAUCCGCCGGGCUCGAGGCGCUGCGAGCUGAGCCCUGACGUCACGCUACGGUUCCUGCCGCCCCGGGCGUUUUCUCGCAAAAUGUUGGCUACCAGGGCGCUUAGCCUCAUUGGCAGGAGAGCCAUUUCCACCUCUGUGUGUGUUCGAGCACAUGGGAGUGUUGUGAAGAGUGAAGACUAUGCUCUCCCUAUGUAUAUGGAUCGGCGUGACUACCCCUUGCCUGAUGUGGCCCAUGUCAAGCUGCUGUCUGCCAGCCAGAAGGCCUUGAAGGAGAAGGAGAAGGCAGACUGGAGCAGCUUGUCCAGGGAUGAGAAAGUCCAAUUGUACCGCAUCCAGUUUAAUGAGAGCUUUGCUGAGAUGAACAGGAGCACCAAUGAGUGGAAGACAGUCGUGGGCCUGGCCAUGUUCUUCAUCGGCUUCACUGCGCUGGUUCUCAUUUGGGAGAAAAGCUAUGUGUAUGGCCCCAUCCCUCAUACCUUUGAUCGUGACUGGGUGGCCAUGCAGACCAAGCGGAUGCUGGACAUGAAGGCCAACCCCAUUCAGGGCUUCUCUGCCAAGUGGGACUACGACAAGAAUGAGUGGAAGAAGUGAGACCUUGCUGCUUGCCAGCUCCCUCCUCUCGGCAUGCUGGAAGCUGUGGUGUCCAAAGGCCCAUGCUAAUAAAUGGCCAGUUUACGUGA